GGAGGGGGGUGCCGCUAGCUGCAGUGCAGGGGCGGACGCGGCCACCUCGGGCGGCGGGGGAGGCGGGGCGGCCCCAGAUAAAUGGCUCAUUUAAAUUGGGAGCUACUAAAAUACUCUCUGGCUGGCAAAUGCAGUGCCUAGCAGCAGUCAUCAAGGACGAACCAAACAUGAGUGGAGGAGGGGAGCAGGUCGACAUCCUUCCGGCCAAUUAUGUGGUCAAAGAUCGCUGGAAAGUGUUGAAGAAGAUUGGUGGCGGUGGCUUUGGGGAGAUUUACGAGGCAAUGGAUCUGCUGACCCGGGAGAAUGUGGCCUUGAAGGUGGAAUCAGCCCAGCAGCCCAAGCAGGUUCUCAAGAUGGAAGUGGCUGUCCUGAAGAAGCUGCAAGGGAAGGAUCAUGUUUGCAGAUUUAUUGGCUGUGGAAGGAAUGAAAAAUUUAAUUACGUGGUCAUGCAACUCCAGGGCCGAAAUCUUGCAGAUCUCAGAAGAAGUCAGCCUCGAGGGACUUUCACGCUGAGCACAACACUGCGAUUAGGCAAACAGAUUCUGGAGUCAAUAGAAGCCAUUCACUCCGUGGGAUUCCUGCAUCGUGACAUCAAGCCUUCCAAUUUUGCCAUGGGCCGCUUACCUUCAACGUACAGGAAAUGCUACAUGUUAGACUUCGGUCUGGCCCGUCAGUAUACCAACACCACUGGUGAAGUCAGGCCACCUCGCAACGUUGCUGGUUUUCGAGGAACAGUCCGUUAUGCUUCAGUGAACGCACACAAAAACCGAGAGAUGGGUAGACAUGAUGAUCUGUGGUCCCUCUUUUACAUGUUGGUGGAGUUUGCAGUUGGUCAGCUUCCAUGGCGAAAGAUCAAAGAUAAGGAACAAGUUGGCAUGAUAAAAGAAAAGUAUGAACACCGAAUGCUGCUAAAACACAUGCCUUCAGAGUUCCACCUGUUUCUGGAUCAUAUUGCAAGCCUGGACUACUUCACUAAGCCAGACUAUCAGCUAAUCAUGUCCGUGUUUGAGAACAGCAUGAAAGAAAGAGGCAUCACUGAAAAUGAAGCCUUUGACUGGGAGAAGGCUGGUACAGAUAUCUUAUUGUCCACUAGCACCUCUACUCCACCACAGCAAAACACCAGGCAAACCGCAGCCAUGUUUGGGGUGGUUAAUGUCACUCCAGUACCUGGGGAUUUGCUUCGUGAGAACACUGAGGAUGUCCUACAGGGUGAACAUUUGAGUGAUCAAGAGAAUGCUCCUCCCAUCCUGUCAGGCCGGCCAGCAGAAGGUCUUGGCCAGACACCAAACACCGCUUUCAAUGAGGCAGAAGUUUGGGAAGAGACAGAUGUGAAUCGCAACAAACUCAGGAUCAGCAUCAGCAAAACUCAGUGCAUGGUUGAAGAGGAGCAGAGAAAUGGUGUCUGCCCCAGCUCUCCUGUCCGAGUGCCUCCGGAGUCCCCUACUGCGCAAGCGCGCUCCCUAAGAUACCGCCGUGUGAACAGCCCCGAGUCAGAACGCCUCUCCACUGCUGAUGGCAAAGCAGAUCUACAUGAAAGAAGGUCUCGAAUGGAUUUACCUGGCUCUCCAUCACGGCUUGUGUGCUCCUCCCAGCCAGCCCAGAUGCUGUCCAUUGACACUGGCCAAGCUGACCGGCAGGCAAGUGGUAGGAUGGAUGUGUCUGCUUCAGUGGAACACGAAGCCCUUAGCAAUGCCUUCCGCUCAGUGCCACUUGCAGAGGAGGAGGACUUCGAUAGCAAGGAGUGGGUUAUCAUUGAUAAGGAGACAGAGCUGAAGGACUUUCACCCAGGUGCUGAGCCAAGCACCUCUGGAACCACGGAUGAGGAGCCCGAGGAGCUAAGACCUAUUGAAGAUGGUGAGGAGAGGAGGCGCUUGGGGGCAGAUGCUGCAGUCAGGCCGAAGACGCAUGAUGGGCGAAGUCGGGGUAUGCAGCCUGUGACUGAGGAGGACAGUUCCCACAGACAUGAAGGACCUUCUCAAACAGUGUCUGACAGUAAACACGAACAGCAGACAGGAAGUCCAGCCCACUCCCCCCUACACUCAGCACCAGCUAUCCGACAAAGGAGACGAGAAUCUGAACCUACAGGUCCUCAGAGACAGGCAUUUACACUGAAGUCAUUUGAAAUGAAUGGUCUGCCCAAGGCGGUGCCUUUAAGUUUGCCUUAUCAAGACUUCAGAAAAGAUAUGUCAGACUACUGGGAGAAGCCUAAAGUAUCCCAGCGGAUAAAGAGAGUUGAUUUCUCAAAUGUUGUCUUGACUGCUCCUUGCAAACCCCUAGAACCUUAUCUGGAAAUGAAUGGAAAAGAGGAGGAGGAAGAAGACGAGGAAGAAGACGAGGAGGAAGAAGAAGAUGAGGAGGAGGCAGAGGAGGAAGGGGAUGAGAUUGACAUGCAUAGUGGUUCCAGCAGUGACCUGAGUCAAAAAAGCACAGAGCGCAGCCAGGAGUGUGCACCAUCCACACUCCUGGCCGAUGACCAGAAGGGUUCCAAGGGUAGAGCUUCCACGGCAGAUGGGGACCUGGAACUGGAGGAGGGCUCAAAAACACUAGUGCUGUUUUCACCAGGUGAUCUGAAAAAGUCCCCGGUGACCACAGACUUGGCUCCAGAAGUUGAUCUGGGGACUCUUGCUGCACUGACACCUCAGAGCGAGCGGCCGCAGCCGAUGGGUAGCCAACUAGAUGUAUCUGAGCCAGGGACCCUGUCCUCAGUCCUUAAAUCUGAACCAAAGCCUCCCGUGGCAGUGGCUACAGCUUCUUCUCCAUUUACCAAAGUUGAGCGCACAUUUGUUCAUAUAGCUGAAAAGACCCACUUAAAUGUCAUGUCUUCCAGCGGCCAGCUGAUGAGGCACGAGGAGUACUGCCCUCCGGGCCAGUUUGAAGAGGUGAUUAUUGAAGAAGAGCUGGAAGGUAACCUGGUGCUGGUAGAGAAUGGAAGCAUCCAUUCGGGGCUAGAAGGGGCAGAGACAGAGAGCUGUGCACUUUCGGCUAAUCAUAUUGAAAUCACCUCGGAGACUGUGGGAGAACAGUUGGCCAUUCCAAACGGCGUAGCAAAGCCUACUGAGGACAAGCCAGAGUCCUUGGACAAAGUGGCACUCUCUCUGGAUUUGGAAGAGCCUGCCGAGGUGGUCACGAAGGAGCCUGACCUUCAGAAGUCAGCGUCAGUAACAGAACACCUUAAGCCAGCAGAGAUCCUCCUGGAAACACCACAGCAGGGUCCCAGGAGGCCUCUGGGCUCUAGGUAUAGAAGUCGGAUACCCAUUUUGUUCUCUGAGGAGGACACUGGCUCAGAUCUUUCAACUUCACUCUCAGCCAAAGAGAGGCUUUAUAAGAGGGCAAAGCAACCCGACUUGGCUCGUCUUGUGAUGGAGAAGAGGCAAAACCGCCUCCUUAGGCUGGCCUCAGGGGCGUCCUCCUCAGCAUCCUCCAGCGACGAGAGGCGGCGGGCCUCAGAAACCCUGUCAGCCACCGGUUCUGAGGAGGACACCCAUGACUCUGAUGACUCCAUCCCACGAAAGGCAGGGAAGGAGAAGGCUGGCCUCCUGGGGAAAGAAGAGAAACUCAUAAGCACAAAGAGCAGAAUUCCUCGGCCCAUCACGCCAGUGAAAACACCGCUAGAGGCAAUGAAGUCUGAGAGCUCCACAGCCGUGCCAAUGGCAGCGCUGUGUAGCUCCCCACAGGAUGCAGCUGUUUCCCACAGGCUUCAGGCACAGAGACCAGCUGGAAACGUCCCAAACGAUUGCCGAACAACACAGACACAAAGUCGGCUUCCUCCUUCACCAAGUUCCACUUCUCUUCCUCCACGGAGCAGCUCACGGAGGUCCAGUUGUGCAUCCCCUCGGAGCCCUGUUCUUCCUUCAAAAAACCCCAGUGCUUCCCCCAGAAGCCAGUUGCUGCCUCGGAGGGAAAGUCCUUCUCCCUGCCGGCAGCAUAAGCCAGGGACUGCUCUUCAGCGAGUUCCACCUUCCCCCCGACCUCAGCCCCAAGCUCAGGCCCCGGGGCCAACAGGAGACUCCCUGCCCUCUCCUGGUGUGGCCAAAAAACGUCAAAGAGGAAAAACCCAGACUCAGAGUCCAGCAACCAAAGGAAAGCAGGUGUCCCCGGAAAGUAAGGCAGCUGCCAGAUAAUGAUCUUCUGCCAACCCGACAGACUGGGUAACUUCUGCAUAUAGUAUACACUUGAGAUGCUGCAGCACAGCCUUCCAUGCCGGAACCACGAGUGUAUAGCAGUAGCUGUACUUCAAUGCUUCACUCACUCUCCCCCCCACACCGUCGCGAUCAGCUCCCACGGGCCUGAGAGCCUCUGAGCCACGGAGCCUUCUUCGAGGGAAACAUCCAGUCCGCAGCUCACGCUUGCUAAUGCACAGCACCAAGCAAUGACCCAGGCAGCCUGCCUAGUGCCUGACCCUCCCCUCUCCCUAGGCAUUCCCCUCUCUCUGUUAGCAAUACCAGCCGCCAAUACCAACCCUGGCUUUGGAAAGAGGAGCAGAGGUGAUGAGAGCAAGGCCUGCUGGGGAGGAAGGCUCCUGUCCUGCAAGCAGCUCCCUCCUCUCUCUUUGCUGGCAAACACCAGCCUUGGCUGCCAGCACCUGAGGGUUGGCUCACCUCCUGCCUCCCGUGUAAGCAAAGGAUUGUCACCAGCUCAGCCAAGGGUGAUGGAUGUGUCGUUGUGAGCUGAGGGGAGAGGGGUGGAGGGGGUUUUGCUCUCCCUUCCAGAGAUGCCUCUGAAGGCAGGAGGGGGAGACAGGCAGGUCUUGCUGGAUGCUCCUACCUGCUCCAGUAUAUGUCCCACAGAGGAGGCAGUCUGUUUCAGUAGAUGCCUAUGUGGCAGGUAUUUAGGUGGAAGUAGGGCUGUAUUGGCAGCUUGCUGGGAAAUCAAGAGCGCUUGCUAAUAGAUGUGGAAGAGAGCACACUGCAGCUGCUUCUGUCUCAAAUACCGAACUGUGACCUGCGGAGACCCACAUCUCCCAACACAGGUGGUUCCUCUCAACCGAAGUGUGGUUGGUGCCACAGUUCUGUAGUCCACCAGACACAGCUCCAUCCUGAAGAUGUGAAUAGUCACUGGAUGCCUUCAGCUCGGGUGCCCUCUGCACCUAAAUUCCUUGUGCUUUAUUGUUCACGCUCUUGGUAUUUGUGAAUUUUGGCACUGUGGUUGAAAGUUCCCCUACACAGCAGGGUGGGAAAUAAUUAUCCUGUAGUAUAUUCAAAAGCUGCUGCUUUGCAAGGAGAGGUUUGCUGGUACACCGUGGGUAUCUUGUGCAUUUCUAAUCGGGAGAUCGGGUUUAUGUCUUUCUCUUUUUCGGUGCUCAGCUCUUCCACAUGUUGCGUGAGAACUAACAAUGUGAAUACAAAAGCAAGGGCUGUGCUCUUCAAAUAAUGUUAUCAGAGCAGAAGCUUAGCUCUCACUUAGAAUUAUGCACCAACUUUUUAGCACCCCCAAUUAAUUAGGAAGGUUUGAAAAUUCAAGCCAGGAGGAUUGAUACCUGUCUGAGCCUGAUGAGAUCUUGAAGUAAUCACAAAAUUUUCCCCUCACCACACAGGGGGAAACACUCCAGACCCAAAUACUUUGGGCUUCACUCCAUUGUCAUGCCUAAAAGUGGUUUUGCAUGAGGCAGAACAAAAAUGUGGAUGUUCUGCCCACCCAUUCCUGCAGCUGCAACUAGCAGCGUCAGUAAAUAUUUGCAGACAAAAAAGCUUGAUGGAGGAAUCUGGAUGGUAAUUACCUUGAUUCAUUGAAAACAUAUACAAACAGCCACAUUCAUGGCCAUCAAGUCCAAGGAAUCCUGAAGUUGUUCACAUCUACAGGAACUGCUCUGGAAAGCAUGGAGCAUGAGAGCUGUGAUGGGGUGGCUGGGAGAACAGGGCACUCCUUGAACAUCUGAAAAGGGAAAUGCCUAGAAAUAGGUGAUGGGAAUUACCUC
Oxyura jamaicensis (ruddy duck) is the source of this 5914-nucleotide messenger RNA. It is a transcript of the gene TTBK1, whose product is annotated as tau tubulin kinase 1. NCBI's taxonomy places the organism in Eukaryota, Metazoa, Chordata, Aves, Anseriformes, Anatidae. The transcript has 15 exons. Gene Ontology annotation, biological process: peptidyl-tyrosine phosphorylation; signal transduction; peptidyl-serine phosphorylation. Bases 129 to 4121 code for a protein of 1330 amino acids. The record is from RefSeq and is a predicted model, not a curated record. Gene Ontology annotation, cellular component: nucleus; cytoplasm. Gene Ontology annotation, molecular function: protein serine/threonine kinase activity; ATP binding.